Molecule: messenger RNA, 1855 nt
Organism: Aethina tumida (small hive beetle)
Lineage: Eukaryota; Metazoa; Arthropoda; Insecta; Coleoptera; Nitidulidae
Exons: 10
Coding region: 232-1788 (518 amino acids)
Source: RefSeq, a predicted model, not a curated record
UUUGACAAACAUUGAAUUAUUUGGAAUAUUUUUGUAUGUGAAUUUGUAGAUGAUGCAUUCAUUUAAUGUUGCUUUUAUGUCAUUAAACUGAUCAUUUUCCAGUAAGUACCGAAAUUUGCAGGCUGUUUAGUAAAUGUCAAUGCAUAAUGAAAACAAAUAAAUAAUUAAAAUAAAUGCAUCGCAUCUUAUACCAGAAUCGUUUUGGAGCAAGAAAACGGACAUUCUUCGAUUAUGUAUAAAAUUCCGAAAUUGGACAAUUCAAUGGCAUACCAGAGACCAAUAACUAGACAUUCUAAUAAGGGCAAUUUUUUCGACAAGUCUGCAAAAGAUAUCAACAAGCGUUAUUCGGUACUUAGGGAGAAAAUUAUGGAGGAACACCAAUCAGCACUUAAAGUCUAUGAAAAACUAGUAGUAGAACUAAAAGAGGAAAGAAAAAAUAUGCUAUUAGGAGAAAUGCUCAGUUUUGAACAUAAUGAGAAUAUGGGACAGGAGAAAGGUGCUGGUGAAGCAAUUCCUGAUGAUAUCGCACUUUAUCAAGAUUUUCUUGACUACCGAACGGCUAGUCCAGAACUAUUAGAUAAUGUUGCUAAAACUGAACAAGUAAGAAAAUUAGAUAUUGUUGUCCAAAUACAUGAGAAAAAGAUAAAAAGUCUUGUGGCCAAAUGGCGGAAGCUGGUUCAUAGACAAUCAUUAACUGAGAAGAGCAUGCUUGAAAAAUCGGUCGUUAGAAAACUCGAAGAUGAAAUAAAGAAAUUAAAAGUUAUUAUUGACUCGCAAAAUAAAACUGCUAUAAAACUGUACAAUCGAAAUUUCAUGAGAGCUCAAAAUAUUCAAAUAUUAAAGAUCAUAUUAAAACACUUAACUAAUAAAUCUAAAAAUUCAGAAAAGAAGAAUAUACAAUUAAAUGGAAAGCUGAAGGAAGUUCAAGAGCGAAGUAAAAUUCAGGAACGUAAAUGGAUCAAAGAGAGGGAUGAACUGUGUAAAACGAUUAAUCAGCAAGAACAGAUCUUACAAAGAGUACUUGUCGAAAAAAAUCAUUUUCAGGCCAGGUACAAUAUGGCCGAAAAAAAUUUUGAACAGAUUGAAGAAAAAUUUCUUACUGAGAUAAAGAACCUCAAAGAAAAUAUAGCUGAAAAAAAUAAAGAACUAGACGCGGUCAAGAAAGAGAAAAUGCUAAUUCAAAAGGAGCUAAAUGCACUUAAAGAACUGUUGGACAAGUUAAAUGAAAAUAAAAAGGAACUGAUCGAUAAACAUUCACAAACAUUAAAAAUUGACAUGGUUGUCGCAAAAUUAUUACUGAAUCAAAUAAAGAAAAAUAUAAAUCAGUUGGAGCCAGAUGAAAAGGAUACGCCUACAGUUACUUCGGUGCAAGAGAUAACUACAACAUCUUUCCACGUUAGCACUUUGAUCAAGAAUACUGGCGAAAUGUGGUACCAAAAAAUAAAUAAGAUAAAAGCCGACCUGAGAAAGAGAUUCAUGUAUGUUAUGAGAAAUUCAUCUGAAUUUCUUAAUUUACACAAGACGCUUUAUCCCAGCCUUACACUAAGAGCAAUGUUGGAACCAUAUUGCUUUAAUGCCACCGAGGAUCCUAAACAAGACAGCAAAAAAAGAAUUUCUCACUAUGUAACCCUGAUUAGAAAACAAAUGAAGCGUAUAAAUGAAAUGAAAUGUUUAUUUCGGUUUUGUAAUAGCAAAAUUGAGCAACUGAGUAUGUCCCAUAAUGAAUUGUUUAUGGAAAAGGAUAUUUUGAUUAAAUUAGUCGAGGAACUCCAGAAUGUUCUAAAAUGAUAAAUGUAUCUUAUAACUGUACACGUCUGUCAUUAAAGAAAAUACUUUGUCGGUGUGAUUAUUAUAA